Syngnathoides biaculeatus (alligator pipefish) is the source of this 1194-nucleotide messenger RNA. It is a transcript of the gene htr1fa, whose product is annotated as 5-hydroxytryptamine (serotonin) receptor 1Fa. Gene Ontology annotation, biological process: adenylate cyclase-activating adrenergic receptor signaling pathway. The transcript has a single exon. NCBI's taxonomy places the organism in Eukaryota, Metazoa, Chordata, Actinopteri, Syngnathiformes, Syngnathidae. Bases 1 to 1194 code for a protein of 397 amino acids. The record is from RefSeq and is a predicted model, not a curated record. Gene Ontology annotation, molecular function: G protein-coupled serotonin receptor activity. Gene Ontology annotation, cellular component: plasma membrane.
AUGGAUUUUCCCAACUGUACUGAAGGGGUGUAUGCUACAAGCAGCGGCGAGUACAGUGACCUGGAGACCACCACACUGCCUCCCAGGAAGAUCAUCCUUUCAGUGACGCUCUCCGUGCUGGCCAUUUUGACCACGUUCCUCAACUGCUUGGUGAUCACAGCUAUCGCUGUCACCCGCAAGUUACAUCACCCUGCCAACUACCUCAUCUGCUCUCUGGCGGUGACUGACCUGCUGGUGGCCGUUCUCGUCAUGCCCUUUAGUAUCAUAUACAUUCAGAAAGAAAGCUGGGUCAUGGGUAAGGUGGUGUGCACCAUCUGGUUAAGUGUGGACAUCACCUGCUGCACAUGCUCUAUCCUUCACCUAGCUGCCAUCGCCAUAGACCGCUACAGGGCCAUCACAGACGCUGUGGAGUACUCACGCAAACGCACAGGGGCCCGGGCAGGAGCCAUGGUGGCCGUCGUGUGGCUCUUGUCUAUCCUUAUUUCGCUUCCUCCUCUUCUAUGGCGGUACUACACGGGGGAUGCAGAUCAGGAAGACCAAUGUAUCAUCCUCCACCAUCAUAUCGCCUUCACCUUGUACUCCACCCUCGGGGCGUUUUACAUCCCCCUUUUGCUCAUCCUCAUCCUCUACUUUAAAAUAUACCGAGCUGCUCAGACCCUUUACAUGCGAAGGGAGGCCAGCAGGGCGAGCCGCCACUCGUGCAUGACCAACGGGAGCAUGAUCCCUUCCACCUACCCCGCCGGAGACAUCGGUGACGGGGGGCCUCGGAGUCCGGACCCCGUCAGCCCACAAGAUAAAUCGUUCUCCGACCCUUCGACGGAGGAGCCACCUCGCGAACGGGUACGUAUUUCCGUCAAAAAGUUCCACUGCAAGGGCCGCCGGCAUGACUCACGCAGUGAGUCACGGAGGAGCCAGCUCUCCCAAGGACCACGCAUCUCGGGGUCGCGGGAACGCAAGGCUGCAUCCACCCUCGGCUUGAUUAUCGGGGCGUUUGUCAUUUGCUGGUUGCCCUUUUUUGUCAAGGAAGUGAUCGUUAACACAUGCAGCUCUUGCAGCACAUCAAUGGAGAUGGCUGACUUUCUGACGUGGCUUGGAUAUAUCAACUCCCUCAUCAACCCCCUCAUCUACACUAUCUUUAAUGAGGAUUUCAAAAAGGCGUUCCAAAGACUGGUUAAAUGCAGUAGUUACCUCUGA